Capra hircus (goat) is the source of this 2949-nucleotide messenger RNA. It is a transcript of the gene GPC2, whose product is annotated as glypican 2. Lineage: Eukaryota; Metazoa; Chordata; Mammalia; Artiodactyla; Bovidae. Bases 96 to 1829 code for a protein of 577 amino acids. Gene Ontology annotation, cellular component: synapse; plasma membrane; extracellular region. Gene Ontology annotation, biological process: regulation of protein localization to membrane; cell migration; regulation of signal transduction. The transcript has 10 exons. The record is from RefSeq and is a predicted model, not a curated record.
ACGGUCCUGUAGCAGAGAACCGGCUUUCUGAAUUCGGGCGGCUCUUCUUUCCUCCUUACGACCCGCUUUGCGGUCCCAAGGUGGCAGCAGCAGCUAUGUACGCGCUGCGCUCUCUUCUGCUUCUGCUGUUGCCCCUCUGUCCCGGUCCUGGUCCUGGACCCGGUAUCGAGGCAAAGGUCACCCGGAGUUGCACUGAGACCCGGCAGAUUCUGGGGGCCCGGGGAUAUAGCUUAAGCGUACUCCCUCCCGCCCUGAUCUCAGGUGAACACCUCCGGAUUUGUCCCCAGGAGUACACUUGCUGUUCCAGUGAAAUAGAGCAGAGGCUGACCUGGGAAACUGAGGCCACCUUCCGAGGCCUGGUGGAGGAGAAUGGUUCCUUCUUGGUUCACACACUGGCUGCCCGACACAGAAAAUUUGAUGAGGUUUUCCGGGAGAUGCUCUCCUCAGCCGAGCACUCCCUGUCCACGCUCUCCCACCGCUCCUUCGGCCGCCUGUAUGCCCAGCACACCCCCUUGUUCAGUGGUCUGUUCUCUCGGCUACGGGACUACUAUGAGAGGUCCGGUGAGGGGUUAGAUGAUGCGUUGGUGGAUUUCUGGGCUCAGCUCCUGGAGAAAAUGUUCCCCCUGCUGCACCCACAGUACAUCUUCUCCCCCGACUACCUGUUCUGCCUCACACGCCUGGCCUCUUCUGCUGAUGACUCUCUGAAGCCUUUUGGGGACUCACCCCGCCGCCUCCGCCUGCAGAUAACCCGGGCCCUGGUGGCGGCCCGGGCCUUUGUCCAAGGCCUGGAGACUGGAAGAAAUGUGGUCAGCGAAACACUUAAGAUGCCGCUGUCCGAAGGCUGCAAGCGGGCUGUGAUGCGUCUGACAGGCUGCCCCCUUUGCCGGGGGGUCCCCUCGCUGCCACCCUGCCGGGGCUUCUGCCUCAACGUGGCCUAUGGCUGUAUCGGCAGCCAAGGACUGGAUCCUGACUGGGGGCCCUAUCUGGAUGGUCUCCUGUUCCUAGCCGACAAGAUCCAAGGCCCCUUUUCUUUUGAGCUGGCAGCCCAGUCCAUCGGGGUGAAGAUCUCAGAAGGCUUGAUGCAUUUGCAGGAGAACAGUGUAGGGGUGUCAGCCCAGGUAUUCCAGGAAUGCGGGAGCCCCCAGCCAGCGCGGGCUCGCGCCCGCCGUGCCCCAGCCCCAAGGGAGGAGGUGGGUCGCUUCUGGUCCGCGGCGGCGGCAGAGGAGGAGCGGCCGACGACGGCUGCAGGCGCCAGCCUGCCCCGGCUGGUGUGGGAGCUCCGCGAGCGUCUGGGCCGGGUGAGAGGCAUCUGGGCCGGGCUGCCCCAGACUGUGUGCGGGGACCCCCGCGUGGCGGCGGACCUCUCGCAGGAGGCGGCGCCUUGCUGGACCGGAGCUGGACCGGGCCGGUACUUGUCGCCCGUGGUCGGCUUCCAGGCCGGGAAGCUCGACAACCCAGAGCUGGAUGCAGAAGCCUCAAGCCCCGACCUCCAGACGCGGAGGCGGCGGCUGCAGCUUCGAGCUACCACGACCAGGAUGAAAGCGGCCGCCCUGGGACGCGACCUGGAGCUGGAAGACUGGGAGGACGCUAGCGGCUCUGGAGAGGGACAGCACUAUGCAGAUGACUGGAUGGCUGGCGCAGCAGCUGUGGCCCCCCCAGCGCGAGCUCCGCGCCCUCCUCGAAGGGAAGGUGCUGGGGGCAAAGGAGGAGGUGUCAUUAUCCGCCACAGCCAGGACCGAACCAGGACUGGAGGGACGUCUGUUGGUUUUCACACACAACCCCUCCUCAUUCUCUUCCUCUUAGCCCUAGCCCUGCUUGGACCUCGAUAACAGGGGAAGGGUGCCCUGGCAUCGGGAGGGUUCAUGGCCCUUCCCCUCUCCCCCAUCAGCUGGGUUGGGAGAGGAGUCGAAGGCGGCUGCAGAGAGGAUAGAGAGGGACGUUUUGGGUGAAUGGCUGGGGCCCCAAAUCCAGGAGAUUUCCAUUGGUGGGUUGGGGGUGGGUGUUCACAAUAUUUAUUUUUUCAUUUGCUAUCUGGGGAGGAAGGACUGGGGGUAUUUAUUUAGGAAGGAGGUAUGGUCUCUCCAACCCAGCCUCCGUGGUUAGGUUGGUGGUGAGCCCCAACAGGGAAAAAGGGAGGAGUUUUUGAGUUGCAGUUGGGAGGGGUGGGGUUUGAAAGAAGUUGAAAGUGGAAUGGGUGGGGCACCCGGUCUCAGAAACUCAGAAAUAGACAAAGCUGGGCGCUUAUGGGGUGCAGGGCAGGGGAAUAGGAUGUCAGGAUCUAUGGGCCUGGAUUCUUUUGAGUUUUUCAGUAUCACUUUCUUAAACUAAAAUAUCAAAAAACAAAGACCCACAUCUCAUGGUCUCUGCCACCCACAUCCUUCACAAGCAUCCCCAUUUCAUGUGUCAGUGUCGAACUCAGUGUUUAUUCUGUCAAUAAAUGGCUAGUUUGUUGGACCCGGUGUGUGACUUUCUGUACCUUUAGCCCCAGAGUCUCUGUGACCAGCAGUUCAUUUUCUGCCUCCUUAUCUUGGAACCUGUCCCCUGGGAUUGAAUUUGGGCAAGCUGUCCACCCUCUGGGUCUGAAUACCUAUCUGCAAAAUGGGGAGAAUUCUGGAGACUAGCAAAACUCUUUUGGACCCAAGGCAUCGUUAAUAUCACCAUACUACCGCUCUCUGCCUUCAGGGUGGGUGGGCCCCCUCGGCCCCCACCUCCUUCUUCUCUGUGAAGUUUUCUCUGGCUACCUUGUCAUAUCUUUGAUAAAGUCUGCUUUCGACUCUGUUACCGUCUUUUUUUCUUUCAGUCGCCUGAAUGAGUCUUCUGUUCUGCAGAAAGCUGAAAGAAAAAGUACAAUUGCAAAAGGAGGGUAGAGUGUCUCCUAAGAGCAGGCUGGGUGCCCUGAAAAAGAAGGAAAGACCUGGGGAAGCAGAGACCCAGAGACGCCGAAUUCGG